Messenger RNA from Alosa sapidissima (American shad), 1481 nucleotides. Its product is annotated as calponin homology domain-containing protein DDB_G0272472-like. The record is from RefSeq and is a predicted model, not a curated record. Bases 332 to 1465 code for a protein of 377 amino acids. The transcript has 3 exons. Lineage: Eukaryota; Metazoa; Chordata; Actinopteri; Clupeiformes; Clupeidae.
UCAGUAAGUUAACACUCAUAUUCACUUUUGAUUUCAGACUGCGAUCGUUACUGCAUGGCUAUUCAUUGAUAUUGCAUCAUUCUGAUCACGACAAAAAGACAGCAACUCCUCACAGUCAGUCCAUCAAGUGAUUUUGGAAAGUCAUUUGUAAGGUAAAGACCUAAAAAAUAGAGCCUGAUAAAUGAACACCAAUAAACAGCCUAGGCCUAAUCAUGAAGAUGUAUGCAAAUUACAGGCAGUAAUGAAUAGGCUUAUUCUGAACAUUUAAAGGUAGGCUAGUCUGCACUGACUGCAAACUAAACAUAUUGUAUAGUUUUCCAGGAUUUCCAUAAUGGAUGAAUUUAGUGAGGGUCUGAAAGCAGAACUGAGCACCACCACAGCGGAUGAGCUGAGACAAUUUCUUGGCGGAAAGACCAAAAAGGCACAGGACAAGGAGCUCGCCAUGAGGGCUACUCUGGAGAACCUUGUACGGUUCCUUGCAGAGAUGGAGCAAUCCAGUAAGGCAGAGGUCGAGGAGUGGCAAAGAGAGAAAGCGAGGAUUGAGGCAGCUAUACAGGCCGACCUCCGCAAUAUGGAGGAGAAUAUUCGCUUGGACCAAAUAUUACUCGCACGUUUAGCGACAACGCUGGCUGAGAAGGCAGAUAUGGAGAGACAGAAACUCUCAAGCCUACCUCUGGCGAAAGAACACCAGAGGAUAGUCUCUCUCCUGGAGAAGAAGUUUGACUAUGAUUAUGAUAAAAUUAUGUUAAACGAUCCAGAGCGUGCUAAAAGAGAGUCAGAGAACUGGACCAGAUGGACCCAAGAGAGAGUGGACAGCACCUUAAAAAUGGCGUUGACUGCUGCUGCCAUCAAACAACAGUGGCUACAGCAGCUGAAAAGCCAGGCUGAAAAACGGAUGGUGAUAAAUAUCACUUUUACCUACACAUCCCACCUAUACUUUUAUACCCAACAUGGUGGCAAACUGAGAAAAUGCUUUGUCUGUUUUCCUCAGGUGUCUGUUCCUCAGGUGUCAGACGGACCUGCUCAAGAGGUCAACGACAUCCAAAUUAAGCUGAGCCUUGAUGAUGGCCUCCAGUCUCUGAGCUUCAGCAGCCAGAAAGCUGAACAGGUCGUUGUUCAAAACCAGAUGCUCCAGGCGAAGAUUGAUGCAAAGUUGGACAAAAAGAUGGCACGUCUUGUGGCUGAGGCCAUUAAAAAGGAGGAGAAGAUCAGGGCUGCAGAGCUGAAGAAGAGGAGGCAGAUGGAGGAAAAGACCAGGAAAAAGCUGGAGGAAAUACAGAAGGCCGAGCUGAAGGAAAAGAAAAGGAGGGAGGCUAAGGAGAAAAAAGAGGCCGAAAAAAUGGAGAGGAGGCGAGCAAAAGAGGAGAGGGGCGAGACCACACAGCCCAGAUUUUGUUUCUGCUUCAGGAAAUCUUCCCGAUCAAAAGACAAUUACCAAGAAGUCCGUAGCACUGAUAAUGAAUAAAUAAUAUUUUUCAGUC